Messenger RNA from Telopea speciosissima, 1112 nucleotides. RefSeq names its product probable protein phosphatase 2C 59. The transcript has 8 exons. The coding region runs from base 1 to 888 and encodes 295 amino acids. Lineage: Eukaryota; Viridiplantae; Streptophyta; Magnoliopsida; Proteales; Proteaceae. Gene Ontology annotation, biological process: protein dephosphorylation. The record is from RefSeq and is a predicted model, not a curated record. Gene Ontology annotation, cellular component: cytosol; nucleus. Gene Ontology annotation, molecular function: cation binding; protein serine/threonine phosphatase activity.
AUGUCAUAUCACAGGAUGGCCCCAGUAAUAACUUGGUACCUGUUUUCUUGCAACAGUCAAAAUGGAAAAUUCAGCUAUGGAUAUGCAAGUUCUCCAGGAAAAAGGUCUUCAAUGGAAGAUUUUUAUGAGACCAGAAUUGAUGGUGUUGACGGGGAGAUAGUUGGACUAUUUGGAGUAUUUGAUGGUCAUGGGGGUGCUCGAGCUGCAGAAUACGUUAAACAAAACCUCUUCAGUAAUUUGAUCAGGCAUCCAAAGUUCAUCUCUGAUACGAAGUCAGCUAUAGCUGAUGCCUACAAUCAUACAGACUCAGAAUUUCUCAAAUCGGAAAAUAAUCAGAAUAGAGAUGCCGGCUCAACUGCUUCCACUGCUAUUCUGGUUGGUGAUCGUUUGUUAGUUGCAAAUGUUGGUGACUCCAGAGCUGUUGUUUGUAGGGGUGGAAAUGCCAUAGCCGUGUCACGAGAUCACAAGCCAGAUCAAACUGAUGAACGGCAGCGGAUUGAGGAUGCUGGAGGAUUUGUGAUGUGGGCUGGCACUUGGAGAGUGGGCGGUGUUCUUGCUGUCUCUCGGGCAUUCGGUGAUAGGCUCUUGAAGCAGUAUGUUGUUGCUGACCCUGAAAUUCAGGAAGAAGUGAUUGACAGCUCCCUUGAAUUUCUUAUCCUUGCAAGUGAUGGACUGUGGGAUGUCGUCACGAAUGAGGAGGCUGUUUCUAUGAUCAAGUCUAUAGAGGAUCCGGAAGAGGCUGCCAAAAGGCUGAUGCUGGAAGCGUACCAAAGAGGAAGUGCAGAUAAUAUUACUUGUGUCGUCGUCCGUUUCUUGGCAAAUUUGAGGGAACCACCUGCUCAUGUCGAUCAAAGAAAAGGUGGACCUGCUAAUAGCCGCACUGGGUAAACUAACAUCAAAGUUUACGCGUUAGAAGACAAAGGAACCUCUGGUUGAGAAUGUAGUUUCAUUUUUUCAGCCACUUGUGUAACUCAGUUUACAGUCACACAAGUGGUGUGUGAAUCUGUAAAGACAAGUUUCUGUGUACACAUAUAUUCUACUGUGAGUAAUAACAUGCUGUUUCUCAUAAUGAUGAUAGACUUCUAGCUCAGGAUCAUGGAGUGUUGUGUUAC